Molecule: messenger RNA, 4025 nt
Organism: Bactrocera dorsalis (oriental fruit fly)
Lineage: Eukaryota; Metazoa; Arthropoda; Insecta; Diptera; Tephritidae
Exons: 2
Coding region: 1114-2148 (344 amino acids)
Source: RefSeq, a predicted model, not a curated record
CACAUAUAUCGAAUUAGAUAAGUAAGACUUCAAACGAACCUCUGCGAAUGGUAGGCACCUUGUCGUGGUGCAGGGGCUUAAACCGCAGCACAGCACGGCAGCUCAGCAUCUCCCCUGGGGGAUGGCAGAGGCCGCAUGUGCGCGGCAACCAAGAGCUACCAAUUAGAUAAGUAAGACUUCAAACGAACCUCUGCGAAUGGUAGGCACCUUGUCGUGGUGCAGGGGCUUAAACCGCAGCUCAGCAUCUCCCCUGGGGGAUGGCAGAGGCCGCAUGUGCGCGGCAACCAAGAGCUACCACCUCCUAAUCCAGGGUGUUAUGCGACCCGUGCCCAUUGGAUGAUUUGCAGCCAGAAGGUAAAUUCGGCUGUAUUCGCACGGAGCCUUCCCAACACCGGGCCACAUUGGGAAGUAACGGUGGCCUUACUGCGUCAAGGGGCUCUGGCGCAGCGGACUUUCAGAUUCCCCUUAUUGAAGACUAGACCGGGAGGCCCACAACACGGGCCAAACGGUCGUAAGAAAAAGAUGGAACAACAAAAUAACAAAACAACUAACAACAACAAACAAACAACGGCAACAACAACGGCAACGACAACGGCAAAAACAGCAUCGACAACCGCAACAACAACAACAACAAUUUUAACAACGGACAAAAGCAGCAGCAGCAGUAGCACUGCAAGCAAGAGUGGCCCAGAAACUAGGAAAAAGUCUAGCUUCCUGGAUGUCCUGUCGCCCGAAGAGCGAGCACUCUUUGAGGAGCACGCACGGGACGACGACGAUGUGCCCUCCUGCAGCAGUGCACAGCGUGGUAAGUCAGUGAAGACCACGGUAAAGCGCGCAAAUGCUGCCCCCGCAACCCCCUCGAGCAAGACCGACUGCGGAGAGGAGGGUGGUUUCACGAAAGUGGAAUCUAAGGGUGAACGAAAGCGGAGAAGGCAACGAGGGAACAUUCCACGGAGCCAGGACAGCCAGGAGGUCAUGGCGAUCCUCGUAGAGCAGGAAUGAGCGGAGCCACUCUUAAGUGGUACCUAAGAUUCUUGGAGGACGGUAUGACACCAGAGUCAGCUGAAAAGCGGGCUCUGAGUAGGAGCAGCGAGAACAACUCCUCUCCCAACAAUGCACAGCGCACAGGUGCCAACCGAGCGAAGCAAGGACUGCGCCCCAAGAGGCACCCAGAAUGGAGAAGAGGAAGAGUGCCAGAUAACACCUCAGGAGCCACCUAGACCAAAGAGGGUAAGAGAGGACAAACCACAGGAAACCAGUGGAAGGCGCUCCAACCCCAACCAGCAGCCAACCGCAAGCCGUAAAUACGCAGAGGUUAUGAGCAGCAUUCGGAUGGCUGUGUUGCCCCGCAACUACCCGGCGGAUGCCCAGGAAUCCGAACAACUGACGGCUCUCCAGGACUGCAUAGUGGAUGCUCUGUCUGUCGGCAUAGGCUUCACCGGCGCCUUUAACGGCAUAUUCUUCAAGGGCGGCAUGCUGCUGGUUGACUGCCAAAAUGAAAAGUCGGCCACUUGGCUACAAGGGAUCAUACCAAGGCUAGAGGGUUGGAAGGGUCCGGCCCUGUGUGUAAGAAGGGGAGACGAGAUUCCACAGCUACACAACAUGGUGGCGUUCUUCCCAAGAAGCGCAGACAAAGGCUACGACAUCGCGCUCAAUCUGGUAAGGAACCAGAUCGAAGAUUUAAGUACCUCGGCGUGGAAGGUCGUAGAGAGCAAAGUUGAGGGUUCUGGGUGGAACCUCAACAUAACGAUGGACGAUGAGUCAUAUAAGUACAUCCGGCAGAAGGGAUUCAGGUUGAAUUUCCGCUUCGGCAAGAUCGUCGUGAGGCCAUGGAGGCCCAAGGCCACGUCUACGAGCCAGGAACCUCCGACGGAGACGACCGCAGCACCAGCUCCACCCGUAACCCGCCCAGCAGCGCAUGAAGCGACUGCCGCUGCGGUUUCGUGCGAGCGAGAAGAGCCCACUAACGACACAAUUUCGGCUGGGCAGGUUGCGACCCCCACGGCAGAAGUGAACAGCAGCAACGAGAUCCCCAAAGAGCAGGAAGGCAGGUUGCCAUCCACCCAAGAGCUCCUGGAAGGGCUGGAGAUGCAGGUCGAUGGAGGGAUUGAGGACGAGGACCCGUCUCUCGUCGAACCUGUACUAUAAUCUCCAGUACCGGCAUAGAGGUGGCUCAGGUGAACCUCCAUCACGCAUCGACAGCCUCGGCGGUCAUCGUGAAGAGGUUCAUUUCGGAUAACCUGGGCAUCAUCUUAAUCCAGGAACCUUGGGUGUUCAGAGGAGAGGUAAGAGGCCUCAACUCAAGAAAGAGCAAGAGUUUCUAACGCAAGAUCUGGUGGCAGUACAGAUAAAGGACAAGGAAGGAUCGGACUUCGUCCUCGCAUCAGUAUAUUUUCCGGGAGAGACGGCCACGGCACCCCACCUAUGGAUACUUAAACUGGUUGAGCACUGCAAGGCCAACAAUCUGCCCCUAACCAUAGGUCGCGAUGCCAAUGCGCACCACACGGAAUGGGGCAGCACGGACUGUAACGUGAGGGGUGAGUCACUUCUAGAAUUUAUACUUAGUAAUAAUAUUAACAUAGAGAAUGUAGGUUAGGGUGGGUCGAUUCCGGACUUUUUUCGAUUCGGUAUUUCUAAUAGUGCGGAAAAGUUGCCUUAGUACUUUCUGAUUCCAAUGCAACUUUUUGUUUUGAGAUCGGAUUGCAUCUUCAACCCGAACCUCGGCCUUGAAAUUUCGGAAAUUCGCCUAAAAUCGUGAAAUUGUCUACCUUGCACCUGAAAUACGCAUCUCAUGGCAAAAUGUAUAAAACAAAAGUUAUUUGUCACGUCAUUUGCUACCGAAAUGGUGUACGUGAUCAUGGCCGUAGGACGAACCGUUCCCGAGAUACGAGCGAAAAUGCGGCGCGCCACAGCGCAAGGUGAAAAUCGGCUUGCGGCCACACUUCUUGACGUUGAUUUCGCCGAGUGCUAUCACUCACAUUCAUUCACCUACGCCAAAGGACACGUUCGGAUAGGUCUCCACACAAAUAUUUUUUCAACUCUUGUCGGCGAUUUCGCCGAGUUCUAUCACUUACAUUCAUUUCCCUGCGCCAUACGACACGUUCGGACUGGUCUCCACAUAAAUAUUUUUUCAUCGAGUUCCUUCACUCUUGUCGUUGAUUUCGCCAGGUGCUAUCACUUAUAUUCUCUCAACAAAUCACAGAACUCAAAAUGUCUGUAUCUAAAUUUAAAUUUAGACAGAAAUGUCCUGUGUUUGGCAUAUAUCCGUACAAUCUCUCUCAGUCCCAGUUACCUACUUACCAGGAUGUUCUUUUGUGUUAUCAGUUUGAAAGAUUUGGUAUAGGGCGACUCCGAGGCGACAACUAUGAACCUAGGAGUAAAGAGGUUACAGAAAUAGUUGCAAAAAAGGUUGAAAAUACUUUCAAAAAGUCAUCUAUUCCGAUAGUUUCACACACCAGAGUUGUACAAAUGCUCACCACAUACCAUAAGAAAUUUCUGACUCUUAAAAAAAUGUUUUUAAGGAACCCAAUAGGUUUGAGCUCUAAAAGAGACGACUUUGUCUCUUCUGCCGGAAAAUUAUUUGACAUCGCUGCUUGUAAAUGCAUUUAUUUUUCUUCUUGCACUUGUCCAAAGGAAAGGAAAGUUCCUAUCAAUGAACAACCAUUUCUCUUGGACCAGAGAACCACCAGAAUUGGUCGCAUUGGAAGUGUUGAUCUACCUGAAACAAAAAAGAUUACAAAGAAAAAUGAACGUAAAGAAAAGCUUUCAAAACGUCAUUCAACAUCAACACUUACCAGAAAAGUAUCAGCUAGAACACGUGACCAUUCAGAUCAGCCAGACUCUCAUACAGACGACAACAAUGUAGGCGCGUCGCACAUUGAUUUUUCGAAAAACGAUGCUGAUAAUGAAUUUUCUCUUCCAUCCUCUAAAGCCAAACAAAACACACUAGUAUUACAACACAUUGCUUUAGCUGCCCAAAGAUUUGGAGUAAGUGAUAGAGCAGCGGCCUUGAUUGUUUCAUCGGC